AUGAACAAGGAAAAAGAAAAAGAAAUUAUUGCAAAAUUUACCGAAAAUCUCAAUCAGAAAGAAAAAGUUAAUGAAUUAACUGUUAUUGGUCGAGAAAAAGAAAUUAAAGAGUUGGUUUAUAUUUUGUCUCGCAUGCUGAAGAAUAAUCCAUUACUAAUUGGUUAUCCAGGAGUGGGAAAAACUGCGAUAGUUGAGGGACUAGUUCAAAAAAUUAAGCAGGAAAAAGUUCCUAAUUAUUUAAAAGGUAAAACUAUUUACCAAUUAGAUAUGAUGGCUUUAAUGGCAGGAACUAAGUUUCAAGGCGAAUUGGAAGAACGGUUGAAAAUUAUUUUUAACUUUAUGAGUCAACCAGAAAAUAGUGCGAUCCUCUUUAUUGAUGAAAUCCAUUUGAUUGUGGGAGCUGGUCGUAGUCAAGGUGCUCUUGAUCUUUCUAAUUUGUUAAAGCCACUACUUUCUCGGGGUGAAAUUCAAUGUAUUGGGGCAACUACGCAAACUGAAUAUCGUCAAUACCUAGAAAAAGAUGAGGCUUUAACUCGCCGUUUUAGUAACAUAAUUGUCUCUGAGCCAAGUUUUAAUGAUACGCUCAUGAUUCUGCAUGGUAUUCGUAAUUAUUUGGAAGUUUAUUAUGAGUUGAAAAUUCUUGACGAGUCUUUGGUUUCUGCGGUAAAACUUUCUCAGCGUUAUCUAACUACUAGGUAUCUUCCUGAUAAAGCUAUUGAUUUAUUGGAUGAGGCUUGCGGGAGAGUAAGGGGUGAGAUGUGGUAUGAACCAGAAAUAAUUACUAAGACUCGUAACAAGUUAAGAGAAUUAGAAAUGAAGGAGAUGUCAAUUUCUAAAGAGGAAGAAAAGCCAACUGAGUUGUUUGUUCUUCGCCAGAAAAUUUCUGAGUAUCGGCGAAAGUUAAAAGAGUUGAUAGAGCAAGACGAAAAGGAGAAUAGAAUUGUUCAAGAAUUAAAUAAAGUCAAGAGAGAACUAAUUCAAGCAGAAAAGCAAAAAAUAAGUUAUCAACAAAAGGAAAUUGACUUGACUAAAGCAGCUGAGCUUGAACAUUUUAUUAUUCCAGUAUUAAAAAGUAAGAUUAACCGGUUAGAAGGAGAAGUUAGUACAAAUACCUUAAAAAAAUAUUUAGUUAAUGAGGAAGAAAUUGCUUUGACUAUUGCCAAGAAAUGUGAUUUGCCUAUAGGAAAAAUCAUGGCUAGUGAGCAGCAAAAGUUGUUUUUGCUACCAGAGAUUCUUCGGCAAAAAAUAAAGGGACAGAAUCAAGCUUUAAGAGCGGUUACUAAUGCUAUUUUUCGAGCUCGGGCAGGGAUACAGGAUCCUAAUCGCCCUUUAGUUUCUUUUUUGUUUGUAGGACCAACAGGUGUGGGAAAAACUGAGGUGGCUUUGACUAUUGCUGAACAACUUUUUGAUCAAAGUAAAAACCUUGUUCGUUUAGAUAUGACUGAAUUUUCGGAACCCCAUUCGGUUAGUAAAUUAAUUGGUUCACCGCCGGGUUACGUUGGAUUUGUAGACAAGCCUCGUUUAGAAAUUAUUCGAGAGAAAAUGAAUAGUGUUUUACUUUUUGAUGAAGUUGAAAAGUGCCAUCCAGAAGUGUUAAAUAUACUUUUGCAAAUACUAGAUAAUGGUGUUCUUACUUUAGCUAAUGGUCAAGAAGUUAAUUUUCGUAACACCAUUAUUGUUUUGACUACUAAUUUAGGUUCAGAAUUGUACUUUUCUGAAAGUAAUCAAAAAGAACUAAAAGAGUAUUUAAGUUUUAAAUUAAAGGAUCAUUUCCGUCCGGAGUUUUUAAAUCGGCUAGAUGAAGUAGUGUUUUUUAAUCUCUUAACUAAGGAAGUUGUGCGAGAGAUUAUUAUUAAAGAGUUAAAAUUGUUUGUUCGACGGGUUGCCCAAGAAAGAAAUAUUAAAUUAGAAUAUAGAGAAGAAAUUGUGGAAAAGAUCUUUCAUCAAACUUACUCCAGGGAGUACGGAGCACGACCUAUUAAGCACUAUAUUGAAAGAGAAAUUGGAACUGUGGUGGCACGGACAAUUAUUUUCCAAUUUCUUCAACCAGGAGGGCACUUUCUCUUAGACGUUGAAAAAGAUACUAAUGAAAUUAAAAUAACUACUUUAUCUUUAUUAGAGCAGAGAAAGAAUUUUUUAAAGUAA
This is a messenger RNA of Paraglomus occultum, 2145 nucleotides long. Lineage: Eukaryota; Fungi; Glomeromycota; Glomeromycetes; Paraglomerales; Paraglomeraceae. The record is from the annotation of a GenBank genome assembly.